Messenger RNA from Colossoma macropomum (tambaqui), 3133 nucleotides. Its product is annotated as neuronal acetylcholine receptor subunit alpha-7. NCBI's taxonomy places the organism in Eukaryota, Metazoa, Chordata, Actinopteri, Characiformes, Serrasalmidae. The transcript has 10 exons. Gene Ontology annotation, biological process: nervous system process; chemical synaptic transmission; signal transduction. Gene Ontology annotation, cellular component: synapse; postsynaptic membrane; neuron projection. Gene Ontology annotation, molecular function: acetylcholine-gated monoatomic cation-selective channel activity; transmembrane signaling receptor activity. The record is from RefSeq and is a predicted model, not a curated record. The coding region runs from base 533 to 2104 and encodes 523 amino acids.
UUAAUGUAUACAAGUUAAGCUCCAUUAGAUCUGAUAGUCUGAGACGGGGCUUAUUCCACCGCAGUUUGACUCUCACUGUGUCUUUAUGCUCAAGUUUUAGUCUUAAUGUGUGGUUUGUGUUUCUUUCACACACGUUUUAUUUCACACGCAGUUAGCUUUAUUUGUGCUGCUGUAUCAGACUGUAUGAACUCGCUCGUUUCGCUCUCAAGCUGGUCUCAGAUCUGUGGCACAGAGUUUCCCCGCCCACUAAAGCGCGCCUAAAGUGACGUCAGCGCUGUUUCCAGAUCAGCGAGAGGCUUUAAUGUGAAUUCAGCUUCAGGGGGGACGGAGAUCCCCGAGGCUUCAGGAGAUUCAGGCUCAUAUGCACAUGGCUACAGCACUUUCAGCGGUUCAGAGCUGUGAGCUCCACUGGAAAAGCCAGAACUGCGGCUUCAGCCGGGGCUCCUGAGUUUCUGUGUGUUUCCAGUGGCUCCCCCAGAAGAAGAGGACGCUCAGUCACUUCGGCUCACUCACCUCAGCCUUUCUGGCAGCGAUGGGGGCGAAACACUUCACUGUGUUUGUGCUCAACACUGCAGUCUUCAUGCACGUGUCCUUGCAGGGGGAGCACCAACGGCGUUUGUAUAAGGACCUGAUGAGGAACUAUAACCCACUGGAGAGACCUGUUUACAACGACUCUCAGUCUCUAACUGUUCACUUCAGCUUCAGCCUCAUGCAGAUCAUGGAUGUGGAUGAGAAGAAUCAAGUUUUGACAACCAACAUCUGGUUACAGCUGUACUGGGUGGACUAUUACCUGCAGUGGAACAUGACUGACUAUCCUGGUGUGACCAAUGUGAGGUUUCCUGAUAAUCAAAUCUGGAGGCCAGAUAUUCUGCUCUACAACAGUGCUGAUGAGAGGUUUGAUGCUACUUUCCAUACCAAUGUGCUGGUCAACUCAUCAGGUUACUGCCAGUAUCUACCACCAGGAAUCUUUAAGAGCACCUGCUACAUAGACGUUCGCUGGUUCCCCUUUGAUGUGCAGCGGUGUGAUCUCAAGUUUGGUUCAUGGACGUAUGGUGGAUGGUCUCUGGAUCUGCAAAUGCUGGAAGCAGAUGUCACAGGAUACAUUGCCAAUGGAGAGUGGGACCUAGUGGAGGUUCCUGGCCGGCGGAAUGAGAGGUUUUACGACUGCUGUAAGGAGCCGUAUCCUGAUGUUACCUUCACAGUGGUGAUGAGAAGGAGAACGCUGUACUACGGGCUAAACCUCCUCAUCCCCUGUGUGCUCAUCUCCACCCUCGCACUGCUGGUGUUCCUGCUGCCCGCUGACUCAGGAGAAAAGAUUUCACUGGGAAUCACUGUGCUGCUGUCACUGACUGUCUUUAUGCUCCUGGUGGCUGAAAUCAUGCCAGCAACAUCAGAUUCAGUGCCUCUGAUUGCUCAGUACUUUGCGACCACAAUGGUAAUUGUAGGGCUGUCAGUUAUUGCUACAGUGCUCGUGUUACAGUACCACCACCAUGACCCAGAUGGUGGCAAGAUGCCAAAGUGGACUCGUGUGCUGCUGCUGAAUUGGUGCGCAUGGUUCCUGCGCAUGCGGAGGCCAGGUGAGGAGCGUGUCCGCUCAGCCUGCCACAACAAGCAGCUGCGCAGGGGCAGCGUGUCCAGUGUGGAGCUGUCAGUCAGCCAGGGGGCGCUGCAGCCCAAUAACAGCAACAUGCUGUACAUCGGCUUCAGGGGCAUGGAGGGAGUCCACUACACCACCUCACCUGACUCGGGGGUGCUCUGCAGCCGCCUCAUGGGAGCCAGCGAAGAGGAUGUGCUGUUGCCAGGGGCAACGGUUUCAUCAUAUCAAGGUGGGGUUGGAAUGGGAGGCGGAGUCAAUGGAAGUAUCAUAGGUGGGGCUUCUGAGACAGAAUUAGCAAAGAUUCUGGAGGAACUGAGGUACAUCGCGAGGAGAUUUCGGAACCAGGAUGAAGACGAGAGCGUGUGUAAUGAGUGGAAGUUUGCAGCGGCUGUUAUUGACCGCCUCUGUCUUAUGGCCUUCUCUAUCUUCACCAUCCUCUGCACUUUUGGUAUUCUUAUGUCUGCACCCAACUUUGUGGAAGCCAUCUCGAAAGACUUCUUCAGUUAAAGCAGGAAGAGCCGUGAAGACUCUGAUGUUAUUUCUUACACAAGAGUAAUUUCUGAAACAUUCUUAAGGUCAGACCACACCAACCCAACAUUCUCCAAUCAACACUAAUAAUCCAGAUUGACAGUUGUGUUAGAAGGUUUAGAAUAAGAACCAAAUGAUCUAGAACAGCAGGCAAGGCUAGAAAAUAAUUACAUGACUGUGCUGUGUUUUGGAAGAUUUAUACCUGAGUAUUAUUGAACUUGGUUACAUUUUCAUUUAGACCUUAAACGUUUUGUUACAGCUCUCAAGGGCCAGCAGAUUUUCUCUUUUGCCAAUCAGUUAAAUUCCCACGCAUUUGAUUUUACUGUUAUUAUUAAAACCUCCAGCCAAAUUAAUAUCAGUGUGAAUGAAACUGCCAACAACCAUGCUAAUUUGUCUUUGUGCUAGUAUUAGUACUUCCCAUUAGUCAUCACAUCACACAACAAAGACAUUUACAGUUAGUAGGAGUGGCAAUAUGGUGAAAAUAUAACAUCACAGUUUCUCUUCUCUUCAUUUUCAUGAUACACAAUCUGUAUCCCAGUAAUUUGUUUUUCUGAGGUUUAAAAAAUCAGAACAGACAAAAAAUAGUAGUAGUGCCACAUUUGAAAAUACAAGUACAAAUGAUAUUUAUUCAGCUUUCUACAUGCUGUGCUGCACUAAAUCCAAUUAAAUAGACCUAAUUAUGCUCUCUUUGUAAUGAAACAUACGGUUGGUCAGUCUGGCAGGGCCAGACAUAAUCUUGUAUUGAGAACGCACGUCUGGGGAGAAGUUAUUGGUGCUGGAUUGGUGAAAUCUGCCUCAAACAACUGUAUGCCCCUUCUAAAACCCAGCCCCAGAUUCCUCUAGUCUGUGCUCUUUUUACAUCACAAUCAAUAACACAUGCAAAACAAGUUAGCUUGUGAAAUAACAUCCAUGGGCUAACAACAGGCUUGUUGUAUGCCAAAACAAUGUUGAAAAAGGCACCAGCACUCCGUACUUUGAGCUCUGCCUUCACAAAGUGUUGGGUUGGUU